Manihot esculenta (cassava) is the source of this 1969-nucleotide messenger RNA. Its product is annotated as bHLH transcription factor RHL1. Gene Ontology annotation, biological process: regulation of transcription by RNA polymerase II. Lineage: Eukaryota; Viridiplantae; Streptophyta; Magnoliopsida; Malpighiales; Euphorbiaceae. Gene Ontology annotation, cellular component: nucleus. Bases 101 to 1483 code for a protein of 460 amino acids. The record is from RefSeq and is a predicted model, not a curated record. Gene Ontology annotation, molecular function: RNA polymerase II cis-regulatory region sequence-specific DNA binding; protein dimerization activity; DNA-binding transcription factor activity, RNA polymerase II-specific. The transcript is spliced from 6 exons.
CAACCCAAAUGCCUUUGCUUCUCUUACCCCCAUAGAAGAGAAACCCAAAUAUCUUCUCUCUUUUUUCUCUCCCUCUUACACUGAUUUUCUCGGAAAAGAGAUGCAACCCUGUAGCAGAGAAAUGCAAGGAAUAAAUUCUCUCCUAAACCCAUCUUCUCAAAUCCCUCUUCAAGACCUUCAAAAUCAACAGAUCCAAACUCCUCAUUUCGAUCCUUCUUCCUCUUCCAACGAUGAUUUUCUUGAACAAAUGCUUUCUACUUUGCCUUCCUGUUCCUGGACUGACCUCAAGUCUCCUUGGGAUCUUAACCCCACUACUAAUCUCAAUAUCCCCAUUAAUAAUUCCUCUGCUAACCCCCCCGGUGAUUUAUCCGAUGAAACGCCGCCUUCUAUUCCUGAGAAUGUUGCCUUCCAUAACUUUGAUGAGUCUGCGAUUUUGGCCUCCAAGCUCAGACAGCAUCAGAUCAGUGGAGGUCCCUCACCUGCAGCUGCUGCUGCUGCUGCUGCUAAGCUCAUGCUUCAGCAACAGUUUAUGAUGGCCACCAGAGGAGGUGCGAUGCCUCAGAACGACGUCGUUGAUGGGUCGUCUUUCAAGUCUCCUACUCAGGGAGGAGAUGGUUCAGUUCAGGCGCUCUAUAGUAAUGGGUUUGGUGCUGGAUCUAUGCAUGGAACUGGGCAGGCAUCGAACCACUCUCAGCAGCAUUUCCACCAUCCUCAGGCGCAGAACUUUAGUACCCCUGGAGGUGCUGCAGCGAUGAACCAAUCUCAGGCAAGCGGGUCAACCGGUGGUGCACCGGCGCAGCCUAAACAGAGGGUGAGGGCUAGGAGGGGUCAAGCCACUGACCCACAUAGCAUAGCUGAAAGGUUACGCAGGGAGAGAAUUGCAGAGAGAAUGAAAGCGCUUCAGGAACUGGUUCCCAAUGCCAAUAAGACGGACAAGGCUUCAAUGCUAGAUGAGAUCAUCGACUAUGUCAAAUUCCUCCAGCUUCAAGUGAAGGUGCUGAGUAUGAGCAGGUUGGGCGGUGCAGCGGCGGUGGCUCCACUCGUUGCUGAUAUGUCCUCGGAGGGAGGAGGACGCGGAGGUGGUGACUGUAUUCAGGCCACUGCUAAUGGUGGGUCCCUUCCUCGCACCUCUACUAACGCUUCCCAAACUCCGUCUUCCAACGACAAUACCUUAACGGUAACCGAACACCAAGUCGCUAAACUCAUGGAAGAAGAUAUGGGUUCCGCCAUGCAAUAUUUACAAGGCAAAGGUCUCUGCCUCAUGCCUAUUUCCCUCGCUACCGCCAUUUCAACCGCUACCUCCCACUCCCGGAAUCCCGUCCUCAACGCCAACAACUCCAAUCACCACCACAAUUUGCUCCAAUCCAACGGUGAAGGACCCUCUUCGCCUAGCAUGUCAGUGUUGACUGUCCAGUCAGCCACUAUGGGUAACGGUGGUGGUGACGCUUCUGUCAAAGAUGCUGCCUCCGUUUCAAAGCCGUGAUAACGACGUUGGCUGACUCACUGACUUUUUGGAUGUUCCUUUACUUUUUUAAAAUCCUCAUCAAGUAAAUAAGAAGAAAAAGAAGAAGAAAGAGAUAGAGAAGGUGACGUGUAGGAUUCAACGGCGGUUUCAAAGUCUACGAAAAUACGGGUCAUUAAAUAUAUCUAGUAGUCUUUAACACGACGCCGUAUUGUUGUUGACUUUGGCUGAAAGCUUUAGCUAACAACUUCCAGCAACACCACUACCAGUACCAACAAGAAGACAACAAACAAACCAACAAGAUCCACAAAAUCUCCAUGACAAGGAUAAUAACUUCUUUUUUUUUUUUAAUUUAAUUAUUUUUUUUGAAAUUUUAUUUCAUUAGUAUUUUGCUUUGGUAAUUUGAAUUUAGUGUCUGUCGUGUUCUCUGUGGUGAUGUUUAGCAGUAUUAUUAGAAUUUGAUUAGCUUUAAUAAUUACGGAAUUAUUAUUGUGAAUAAUUUUUUAA